AAAAUGACCAACCAACCAACAGACACUCGCCGAUCCGUUUCCACACCCAUGGCACGCAGUUCUGGCUGGUCAUGGAAGAACUACGAGCGUCCUGGACUAAUGCAGGAUGAGAUCGAGGAGGUGAAAGCUGCUUUCGACUUGUUCGACGUGGAUGGCACGCAACGAAUCAAUCCCAAGGACCUACGUGCCUGCAUUCAAUCGCUGAAUUUGCGGCGGAACCAGGUGGUCCAUCAUUUGCUGAAUGAUUUGGAGCGCUUUGGGUCCAAGCCUUUGGACUUCAAGGGCUUCCUGGACAUCAUGACGGCCAAGAUGGGGGAACGAGACACCAAAGAGGACGUGUCGAAGGUCUUCCGCUUGUUUGACGAUGACCGCUCGGGCACCAUCAGCCUGAAGAACUUGAAGAGAGUCGCUCGAGAGCUUGGGGAGCAGCUGCCAGCGGAGGCAUUGGAGGAGAUGAUCUCGCGAGCUGACUCGGAUGCAGAUGGGGAGGUGACGCUUGAUGACUUCUACGUGCUCAUGACUGAAAAGACGUUUCCCUACUAAGCACUAGCAGCCACGGGCUGUAAGUGGAUGGAUCGCCGCUAAUUGAAGACAUUGAGAGCUCU
Durusdinium trenchii is the source of this 605-nucleotide messenger RNA. Lineage: Eukaryota; Dinophyceae; Suessiales; Symbiodiniaceae. The record is from the annotation of a GenBank genome assembly.